Molecule: messenger RNA, 774 nt
Organism: Zophobas morio
Lineage: Eukaryota; Metazoa; Arthropoda; Insecta; Coleoptera; Tenebrionidae
Product: splicing regulator SDE2-like
Exons: 3
Coding region: 107-751 (214 amino acids)
Cellular component (GO): nucleus
Source: RefSeq, a predicted model, not a curated record
CAGACAAUCACGUGACUAUAAUUGACUACAAUAACAAGCGAUCGAAUAGCUUUAUCGUUCCAUUCGUGGUAAAAAUAUUUAAAAUUCUUUAACAAAACCUCAAGAAAUGGAGCUCUACUUCGAAAAUAAACUUCUUUUUAAAGUGCCCCACCAACUAACAUUCCAGGAAAUCACCCAUCUUCUGCCCUUCACCAAGACGGAUUUCUACCUUUUGAGUAACGGCAAACGCGUCUCCGAAGAUGCGCUCGAGCUCAGCGGCAAAAUCGACGUGGUUUUGCGGCUGGUGGGGGGCAAAGGGGGUUUCGGGUCAAUGCUUAGGGCGAUCGGUGCCCAGAUCGAGAAAACCACGAACAGAGAGGCCUGCAGGGACCUCAGUGGACGUCGCCUGCGCGACAUCAACGAAGAGCAGAGGUUGAAGAAGUGGAUUGAAGCACAAGCCGAGCGCGAGAAGGAAGCGGCGGAGAAAAAACAGAAGAAGUUGGAGAGGUUGAUCGAGAAGCCGAAGCACGAGUUCAAAGACGCAGAAUACGAUAAGCUGCGCUCGGAUUUGCCGGAGAAAGUUGAAGAUGCGGUGGUGCAAGGGCUGCAGGCGUCGUGCAGCGGGAAGCGGAAAUCUGACGGCAAGAGUGAGGUUAAGCGGAAGAAACCGAAGUUGUGGAUUGACGAAGAGCUGAGUGGGUCUGAAGACAGCGACGACAGUGACGAUAGUGACGUAGUAUCAAGUAGUAAGAAAGUUGUUAAGGCUAAUUAAUAAAACUAGUAAGUAAGUGAAAA